AAACAUGUUGCUUAUGCUUAAGGCGGAUGGUAGUUGGGACAACUCAUACCUUUUCUCUAACAAACGAUGUUUUGGCUUAAUAGUACCUGAGGGGACAUUAUAUAAUGACUUUACUUCUAUGGUUUAUUCAUGCAUUGAUGAAUCUGUUACCAAUACAAGGCUUAAGAUUCCAUACCUUGUAGAUGCAUGUCCACCUCCUAUGCUUGUUAAUGACGAUUCUAGCUUGGGAUUUUACUUGGUUUUAAAAAAAAUGACAGUGUCUAUGAUAAGUUUCCUUUGUGUAUUGAAUUGUUUAUUGUUAAUUCUUGUGUUAAUCAACCAAUGUCAUGUAGGGAUUCUGCAUUUGUUGUCAAUGUUUCUUCCAAGUCACUAACGAUUAAUGUCCUACAACAAGACAUGUCUGCCAAUUUUCUUUCAAUUGAUCUCAAUGUAGCUGCCUGCCAAUUUUCUUUCAAUUGAUCUCAAUGUAGCUGCCACUGCUUCACUUGAUCUCAAUGUUUCUACUGAUUUUAAUCAGUCCAUGACUUUGGAAGUUACACAUCCAUCUUCUAAUGAAGUCUCAGUUUCAGGUUGUCCUUUUGAUCUUUUAAAACGUGAUUUAAUAGUUUCUAGGAGUUCUGGUGAUACUUCAUCAAGUUAAGUUGUUAGUUAGGAUUCAAUGGUCAUUUGGAUUCAUUUUUCGUGGUUCCUGAUUUUGAAGUUAUUUCUCACUUCCAUCCAACUCAUAUAGCCAGAGAUGCCAUAUACAAAACUAAAAAGGCUUUAGAUUACCAUUUAAAGGGUUUUUGCCAUUUCAAACCAUUUUCAAUAUAAGAACAAAACGUCAACCAAGAAAGUAUUGCAUGUUAUUUGUGUUGAUGUUGAGAAAUGCAAGUGGGCUGUUCGUGGAGUGAAAUUGUCUGGAAGUAACAUGUUCCAAAUUAAAAGGUAUUUGUUUUAUGUGUUUGUAUUUUUUCUUUAUGGACUAGUUAUUGUCUACUUAUUGUCUAUUUAAUGUCAUUUAAUAUAUUGCAGGUUCGACUCUGAUCAUACAUGUUCCAUUGAUUUUAGGCAAGGUCGACAUCGUCAAGCCACAUCUGAUGUUAUUGUAGAGCUUAUUAAACACCGAUAUGCAGAUGCAUCUCGAAAAUCGUAUGCUCCUAUUGACAUUAUUGUGGACAUGAACAGAGAUUAUGGUGUGACGCUUCCUUACAAAAAAACAUGGAAUGCGAAUAAAAAGGCUCAAAAAAUUAAUGGGGUCAGAUUAUGGCGCAUGUUCUGGAACAAAAAAAAAUCAUGCUCAAAGAUCUCACUUAUUAUUGAUUAUCAUGAUCAUUUUAAGUAUUUCUUCAUGUCAUUGCACCCAUGAUUUGAAGGCUGGAAACAUUGUGUCCCAGUCAUUAUUAUUGAUGGUUCUUUCAUGAAGUGUUAUUAUAAAGGCACCUUAUUAACUGCAUGCGCUCAGGACGCUAAUGACCAUAUAUUCCCG
Messenger RNA from Cuscuta epithymum, 1468 nucleotides. NCBI's taxonomy places the organism in Eukaryota, Viridiplantae, Streptophyta, Magnoliopsida, Solanales, Convolvulaceae. The record is from the annotation of a GenBank genome assembly.